CGACGCGCAGGUGCUUCGUUUCAUAAACCUAUAUAUAUAUAUUAUUUGUAUAAAUUUUUUUUCUUUUUUUUGGGGGGGGUUAAAUAUUUUUCUGAAAAAAAAAGAAAAAUUUUUUUUCAAAUUUAUUUCAUUUUGUAUUUAUUUUUUUCAUUUUUAUUUUUUUUUCAUUAUUAUUUUUACAUUGAAUCAUCGAUUAUAAUAUACAGAUUUAUCGAAAAAUCGUGCUUUUUUUCCAUAUUUAAAUAUUUUUGUGUGUGUUUGAUAAUUCUUAAUAUUUCCCUUUCUUUUUUUUUUUUUUUGGUGAUUAAUAAAAAAUAAAAAUAAUCGGGAAUGAAAAGAACAAGGCGAAAAGAAAGCGAAUUGACUUAAAAAUCACAUCUCCAAGUCAUUUGCCUUUUUGGUGUUGUUGUUUUUAGAAGAGAAGAAUUUUGUGAAAGAAAGAAAAAAAAAAGGCAAAAACUUUUUUUUUUCUCAUCCUUAUCCGUUUCACCCCCCACUGUGUAAUUUUUCUCUUUGCCUUUGCAGUUGUGAAAACAAAUUCACAACUUGUAGUUUAUCUCAAAGACUAAUAUUGUUCAUCUGAAAAAGAAAAAAAAAAUUCAUCAGCGUCAGAAAAUAUCGAAGAUACACGAGUUAUGACUGAUGUCAAUGGCCUAAAAUUUAAAGAGAAACCGGAAGUUCAAAAAAUCCUUGCCAAUCAUGAUGUUAUGUACGUACAUGGAUUCAAGCAGAAUUUUCUAUCGACACUUUUCAUUUAUUUGUCCUACAUUAUUACUGCAGGAUUAUUGAGACUCAUUUUUCAUUGGUAUCCACAUUUACAACUUUACGCAACACAUAAAAAAUGCCCUUUAAAUGAAGCAACAAAACUUCUCAUUGUUAGUAACUAUCAAGAAAAGCAUAAAACAUAUUUUGUGAAAAAUAUACUGACAAUUUCAACAACAAAUCUAGGAAAUAAAUCAAUAGCAAAAUGUUUAAAAAACGAGGACAAAAAAUUACUAAAAAAUAUCGAAGGAAAACAAUUGAAUUUUCAUUUAGAAAAUGGAAUAGAAAAAAAUGUUGUAGAAUAUAAAGCAUUUUGGUACAAAAAACAAUGUUUUAUUUGGGACGAAGAAACUGGUCAAUUUUCAAAAUUAAUUGGCCUCGAAAAAUAUGUCCCAAACGCUGAACUUCAUCUAGGAAAUAAACAGGGAUUAUCGAAAAAUGAACAACUUUUAAGGAGAAUUACCUAUGGUUACAAUGAAAUAAUCGUACCUGUAACAAGUAUUGGUGUUUUAAUAAUUUUAGAAAUUUUGAAUCCAUUUUAUAUUUUUCAAAUUUUCACAUUAAUACUUUGGUUUUCGUCAUUUUAUUAUUAUUACGCGACUGCAAUUCUUUUUAUGUCAAUUGGUGGUAUCACAACGUCUGUCAUUGAAACUCGUAAGAAUCAAAAAAAUCUUCGUAAUACUGUCGCUUCUACGGAGACUGUUCGUGUUUUACGUGACAAUGGGGAAUUUGAAAGUGUAUCUAGUUCUGAUUUAGUACCUGGUGACAUUAUUGAACUCCCUAGAUUUCAGGGAUUGGUGGUUUGUGAUGCUGUGUUACUCACUGGAAAUUGUAUCGUUAAUGAAUCAAUGCUCACAGGUGAAUCAGUACCAGUAACAAAAACUCCGUUACCAAAUGAUCAUAUGUUUUAUAAUUCUAAAGAUUGUGCUCAUCAUACACUUUACUCAGGAACACUUAUAAUUCAAACAAGAUAUUACAGAGACAAACCUGUAUUAGCUAGAGUAAUUAGAACUGGUCUGCAAACAAGUAAAGGAAGUUUGGUUGCUUCAAUUCUUUAUCCACCGCCUGCGGAUUUUAAAUUUGAUCAGGAUUCAUAUAAAUUUAUUGGAAUUCUUUCAUUUAUCGCAUUACUUGGUUCAAUUUACGCAUUAGUCAGUAAAAUAUCAAGAGGAUUUUCAGCAUGGGUAAUAGCUGUAAAAUCAUUAGAUUUAAUAACAAUAGUAAUUCCACCUGCACUUCCAGCAGUAAUGACUGUUGGUAAAAUAUAUGCUCAAUCGAGAUUAAAAAAGCGACAAAUUUAUUGUAUUAAUAAUCGUGUCAUAAAUGUUGCCGGCAGUAUUAAUUGUGCCUGUUUCGAUAAGACGGGAACUCUUACCGAAGAUGGAUUAGAUAUGUGGGGAGUUGUUCCAAAUGAAAAUAAUGAAUUUGGAGAGGUUGAAAAAAAUAUACCAAAGUUGAAAAAUCAUGAAAUAUUUCAGGGAAUGCUCGUAUGCCAUAGUUUAACUUUAAUUGAAGGUGAACUUUGUGGAGAUCCUUUAGAUGUUAAGAUGUUUGAAAGUACCGGAUGGAUAUUGGAGGAACCGGAAGUUGAGGACACUAGUAAAUAUGAUUUAUUGGCGCCAACAAUAGUGAAACCAUCGAAUAAUGAAAAUUUCAUGAAAAAUGUUAAUGAUAUUGCCGAAAUUGGAAUAAUAAAUCAAUAUCAAUUUUCAAGUUCCUUGCAACGAAUGUCUGUGAUAGUUAGAAUAUUAGGAUCGAAAAAUUUUAAAGUUUAUACAAAAGGAUCACCGGAAAUGAUUCUUAGUCUCAGUCGACCAGAAACAGUUCCAAAGGGUUUAAUGGACGAUUUGAAAAAAUAUACCGAACAAGGAUAUCGUGUUAUUGCCAUGGGUUCGGCAACUCUCAAUUAUUCUUAUGCCAAAAUUCAAAGAUUGUCGAGGGAAAAGGUUGAAAAAAAUUUGAAAUUUCUUGGUCUUGUGAUUUUUGAUAAUCGAUUAAAAGAACAAACAAUUGGAGUUAUAAAAACAUUGAGAGAUGCCAAUGUACAUGUAGUGAUGAUUACAGGUGACAAUAUUCAAACUGCCGUUAGUGUUGCAAAAGAAUGUGGAAUUGUUUCACAUGAAGAAACAGUAAUUAAUGUCACUGCAAUUCCAGGUGAUGAAAAAUCACCGCCAAAAAUAUUUUUCAACGCUCAAUGGCUUCCGGUUAAACUCAGCCAAGUGGAAGAAUCGAUAAAAAAAGCAUUCGAGAGUGUAGAGAAAAAAAUACAAAUAGAAAAAAAUUAUCGAUUUGCACUCACUGGACAAACGUGGCAACUUAUCAAUGAAUAUUAUCCGGAAAUAUUGCCAAAAAUUUGUGUGAGAGGCGCAGUUUUUGCACGAAUGACAAGUGAUCAAAAACAACAAUUAGUCGUUCAAUUAAUGCAACUUGGCUAUUAUGCAGUUAUGUGUGGAGACGGCGCCAACGAUUGCGGCGCUUUAAAAGCAGCUCACGUGGGAAUUUCUCUCUCGGAAGCCGAAUCAAGUAUCGCGAGUCCAUUUACGUCACGAAUACCAAAUAUCACAUGCGUUCCAACAGUAAUACAACAGGGUCGCGCCGCUCUCGUUACAUCAUUUGGUAUAUUUAAAUUUAUGAUCACCUAUUCGCUAACCGAAUUUCUCUCAGCGAUAAUUCUCUAUUCAAUUGAUUCAAAUGUCACUGAUUUACAAUUUUUAUUUAUUGACAUUUGUUUAAUAGUAAAUUUUGCCUUUUUCUUUGGUAAAACACAAGCUUAUGAGGGUAAAUUAUCAAAAAAACCACCAAUGACAAGUAUAUUGAGUUUUACCCCAUUAUUAUCAUUAACAUUACAAAUGUUGAUUAAUAUUUGUUUUCAAUUGACGGCAUUUUUUGGCGUACAACAAUUCCCAUGGUUUCAACCAUUUAAAAAUGAAGAGGCAUUAAAUUAUGCAUGCUGGGAGAAUUAUUCAGUAUUUUCAAUAUCAAUGUUUCAAUAUAUAACAAUGGCAAUAAUAUUUUCACGUGGUAAACCAUAUAGAAUGGCAAUUUAUACAAAUCGUUUAUUUACAUUGUCAAUUAUUUUAAUGACAAUUUUUGGUAUUUAUAUAACAUUAUCGCCAGCACAAUGGAUUAUUGAUGCAUUACAACUUGUAAUGCCAAUUGGUUACGAUUGGAGGGUAAUUUUGUUGGCAAUGGCGUUUGGAAAUUUUUUCAUUUGUUUUGUUAUCGAAACAUUUGUUAUUGAAUUUCUUAUUGAAAAACGAUGUAAACGAAAAUUUCAUCGGAUCAAGAAUUCAAGAAAGAGAUAUUUACAAAUUGAAGAAAAUUUACGUGAAAAUGAAAAAUGGCCAAUAUUAAGUAAAGAACUGCCAAUGUUAUCAAUUAAAAAUUCAAAUGUGGAAAAUUUAAUAAAAGACGAAAAAUCAUUGCUCACGGAAAAAUCGUCUAAUUCAAAUUUGAAUAAUAAUAAUAAUAAUAAUAGACAACAAUACUCGUCGAUAAAUGAUAAUCAAGAGAAUAAUAGUGGAAUUGAUAAUGUCGCAUUUUUCGUUGAUGAAGUGACAAAUUCAGAAAAUAUGAUUACGAAAUUUUAAUUAUAUUUUCUUUUUUUUUCUAUUUAUAUUUUAUAAUUAAAUACUGUAAA
Molecule: messenger RNA, 4402 nt
Organism: Leptopilina boulardi
Lineage: Eukaryota; Metazoa; Arthropoda; Insecta; Hymenoptera; Figitidae
Product: polyamine-transporting ATPase 13A3-like
Exons: 19
Coding region: 636-4352 (1238 amino acids)
Biological process (GO): polyamine transmembrane transport; intracellular calcium ion homeostasis
Cellular component (GO): membrane
Molecular function (GO): polyamine transmembrane transporter activity; ATP hydrolysis activity; ATP binding
Source: RefSeq, a predicted model, not a curated record